CCGAAAAAGACACAAGGCAGUAAAAAUAGAAGCAGAUAUGGUGCACCUUACGAACAAAACGCAUAGUAGGCAAAGCUGAAGCUUCAUUGCUAACGGACUGUUGAGGAUAAGGAGAUCUGCAAUGGUGGAUCCAUGCUAUACGGGGCUGUCAAUAACGUCUAUAGCACUGUUAAUGUCUGUAGGUUUAAACAUUUUUCUUUAUUACCUGAGAAGAAGAGACAGACAAAACAGAGAUGUUGGGAUGCCGUUGUACCAAGAUUCUUUCCAUAGUGACAGGUUUGAGGAUGAAGAACGACAAGAUCAAGACAAUCCUAUAUAUGGAAACAUCUUUGUAGAUGGAGUUGGAGGAUCCAUGUCAAUGGCUGAAUAUGGAAACAACGUACAAAUGCCAAAACAAGUCACAAGACAAGAUGAAAAGUCUGACCCAGAAGAUGUUUCUUAUGCAUCCUUGGAUUUGCGACUUGCUCAGAAACGUAAGAAAAAGAAGAGAUACCAGGAGAGACAGAAUCAGAUGCAUAUGGUUCAGACUCAUGCUGCUCCUGUGCCACAGAAGAGGUGCAUGGAAAGGGGAGCCAACUAUGACGUCGCUCUGCCUUCACGGACCAGCAGCCUCAUUGUGUCCCGCAGCAGCAUCUACCUCAACAGCCAUCAAGUAGCACUGGAGACGGAGGAGCUACAGAGAGAGAGAGAACGAGAAAAGGAGAGAGAGACAGAAUGGAAAAGUACUCAUGAGUGGGAGAUGAUGAUGAAAUUGCAUGGCAACACUGAUCACAGUCUGGGUUCAUCAGAGUCAUGUCAUGAUCAAGGCAGCUAAAGACCAAAGCAAAUGUAAAAAGUCCAAAGAUAUCUGACUUAGUGCUAAAUCUGGCACAAUUCAUUAGAAUAACUUAUUUUACCAUAAAUAUCUUAAGAUCAGUGGUCACAGUAUGUGAAGACAAAUAUUGCUGCCUGUAAGUGAGUAGAAUAAUGAAAUUGCAUGCUUCUGCAGGUACGCUGAGCUCUAUAAUCAGAUUGUACAAUAUAUUCAGCAACAGCAGGUGACAGGAGGAUAUUGAGCAACAUUGUUUAUUUAUGUUGUGGAAAACACCUUUAAAUGUUUCCAUGAGGAAACUGAUAACAAAAAAUAUGAAAGAGGUUUUUUUCUAGGUUUAUGGAAAAAUACAUUGUACCUAAUCAGUUCUGAGCUAAAUUUGUACCGGGGUGUUAAAAAAAUAAAUAAAAACAGCCUCAAAGACA
Molecule: messenger RNA, 1236 nt
Organism: Hemibagrus wyckioides
Lineage: Eukaryota; Metazoa; Chordata; Actinopteri; Siluriformes; Bagridae
Exons: 6
Coding region: 122-814 (230 amino acids)
Biological process (GO): positive regulation of T cell receptor signaling pathway; negative regulation of receptor recycling
Cellular component (GO): T cell receptor complex
Source: RefSeq, a predicted model, not a curated record